Paramecium sonneborni is the source of this 921-nucleotide messenger RNA. The record is from the annotation of a GenBank genome assembly. NCBI's taxonomy places the organism in Eukaryota, Ciliophora, Oligohymenophorea, Peniculida, Parameciidae.
AUGAUACCUCCUUUGAUUUAAUAUAAUUAAUGCUUAGGAUAAGUUAAAAAUAUUAUAGUUUAAUCUAUAAAAUCAGUGUUAUAAAAUAUUUUAUCUUAAUAAUGUGUUUAGGCUUAUAAUCAUAAUCCAUAUAAAUAAGUGCCAUUUAGUUUUUUAUAGUUUUUAAAUAUUUGGAAAGUAAAAGAAGAAUAAUAAGAAUUUUUAAAUGAAAUCAUUAAUGCUAUGAUGAAUGAAUUAAAAACUCUAUAAUUAGAUGAUUACUAAGUAUUUUUUAAUAUUAUUUAAUAAUUACUAAAAAUUAAAGAAGAGAGUCCUGCUUAUUAAAUUGUUAAUUAAUAUAUAAUUUAAGUAUUUAAUGAAAUAUAUAAUAAUAAUGAUUUUGAAAGAGGAUUUUUACUUUUUGAAAUAAUUCAAAAUUCUAAGAAUUUUAAAAGAGAUAAUUUUGGUUAAAAGAUUUAGGAAAUGAUUAAUAAUUUAUAUAAUUCAAUUGAAUUGAUUUCUUAAAGUGAGUUGUGAAAGAAAUGUGCUUAAAUUAAGAUAUAUAUUUAUAAUUUAUAGAGAAUAAAUGAAUAAUAAAUAAUAGAAUCUAUUUUAUAAAAGAUAGUGAAUCAAGAAUAUAAAUAAGUUAUUCCAAAAGAAGAAUAAUCAAUAUUUAAAUUAAAAUGGAUAUGUUUACAUAAUUUAUUAGAUGAGAGUCUUGAUCCAUAAUAUUAUUAAAAAUAUUUAACUAUGAAGGAUUCAUAAUAAGAAUAUAAUUUAAUUGAAAAAUUUGUUAAAUAAUAAUAAUUAAAAUAGAAUGAAAGUUUUGUAAUAAAAAAAAAAUUGUAUUAAAUAUUGGAUAAAUUUAUAAUAUAAUAACGAAGCAUAAUAAGUUUUAAAAAAUCUAAUUUUAAAUUCUAAGCAUUUGUCUACAAUUUUUGA